Cladocopium goreaui is the source of this 1884-nucleotide messenger RNA. The record is from the annotation of a GenBank genome assembly. NCBI's taxonomy places the organism in Eukaryota, Dinophyceae, Suessiales, Symbiodiniaceae.
AUGCUGCGCUGCGGCGAUCAUUCGAGAAGCCGACCGGUAGAUUGCCUGGCGGCGGAAUUAUCUCCGCUGAUUGAAAAUCUCGCAGCCGUGUACGGAAGAGAAACUGACCUCAAGGAGUUGCUACCUUUCCCUAUACAUUGCCCGGCUUGUCAGAAUCCGCUUGCUGAAUGCAGAAGCUCGGCAGCUGCUGCAAUCAUAGUCGACCUGGCUGGCAUUGUGGAAAAGCAGCAUGUCCCAUUACGCUGCAGGCGUCCAUCCUGCCCUGGCUUUGGGGUGCUGUAUUGGCACAACUACAGGGUGCGUGAAGGGCGGCAUGUUUUUCAUGGAAAGCUACCAGGCUUCCGUUGCUUCAUGCUAUCUUCUGUUUUUGGCUUUAGUGUGCCGUGGCUUCAGCAGUUCCAUGCUGGCCUGGUCAGGCAGCACGCGUCAUUCACUAGUGAAGCGGAUGUGCUCACUGCGCGGGCUGCCCGCCUACGUCUGCUCAUCAGCCAAGGUUGGUUUACAUGGCGCCUUCUCACAAGGGCACUGGGGGCAGAUCUGAACCUGUCUGAGAUGGACUUUUUGAAGCCUUUGGAAGACAUGGUGGCCCUUUUCUUGCCGCAGUUGCAACACACAUUUGGACAGAAUAUGUUGCAGGCAGCACAAGAAGCAGGCAUGCGCUGCGAUGUGGUGGUCCUCGAUGGCAACGCCAAGAAUCGGAGGGCUGUGUGUGCAGCAGCUUUGGCCGGACGUCGGCCUUCCGCCAUGCUUUUUGCCGUUGGCAUUGCGAAGGACCUAUGGACGGAGAAGAUCACCUUCAGGAUCAGUCGCAAAGCCUUGGCGAAGCAUCUUCUCCAUUGCCAUCAGCUUCUCGGCCUGCGGGGACAAACAGUCCUGCAGACCUGCAGCAGCUCUCAGACUCCACAGAUCUCAUGUCGGUCACCUGUUCUACGCACAAAGAAAGCACAGCUGCCCAAAAGCCACGCAGAAACCUUGGGGCAAGCGUUGGAUGCUGUCAUCCUGAAGCAGUGGAAUCAAGAUUGGAAGAGAGCUUGCCAGAGCCGGCAGUGCAAGAUGGAUUGCCAGGUAUUUGCGGCCAAAAAUACUAUCAGCUACAGUGGCAGCUCCACGCCAGAAGAAUGGUUUCAUCGUUGCUCCGGAGACUGGGACCAAGUCCGGAACGCGGACAAGUUGCCAGGUGACUUCUCGGGCCGGUGUUGGUACGGCUUACUCGGCAACUUUGAUGAAGCCUACGACUUCUUGCUCAGUCUUGUGCUUUUGUCAGAUCCCAGCACAUCUUCCAAGGACAAAGCAAAAUCGAAGGUGAACCCGUACCAGAGCGCUUUCAACAAGCUGCUGCAAUUCGGCUCCAGCGUCAGAGAAUGGCGCGAGGCCGGCUUCGCAGAUGCAGGCGUCGUGCAGCUCACGCAGAAUGCUGCCCGGGAGUACGUGCCAUCAGAAGAGGGAUACCCAGUUAGGCUUUUGGAUGGCAAGCUCAGCCGGCUCCGUUUCAAGCGUGACCAAUCCGCUCCAAACGGCUUUGAGCAGCCAACCGCAACUUUGCCAUUCCUGAGGAAUGUUCCAUUCACAGCAGUGGCCCGACUGACGGCAUACUUCUCAGGGCCGCACCAAGUCAUCACUCUCACUGCGGAAGCAGAGUCGUGGCACUUGUCCUACCAGGGCGCCAUGAAUGUUCAGAGCCAUGUCGUUCGUGAGCCUGGGGACGUGCAAGCUGGUGCUCGUUUUGGUGCAGCUCCUUGGCAAGUAGGCGUCCUGGCAGCCUUGCUCUUGGUAUUCGAGAUCUUUGUUGGGGCCCAUUCCGUUGAAGCUCUUCAAGCAAAAGCUUUGCAGGUCACUUCUCAGCAUUUGCAACGUGCCUACGCUGUUCUCCAUCUCGUCCUCUAG